Messenger RNA from Xyrichtys novacula (pearly razorfish), 184 nucleotides. NCBI's taxonomy places the organism in Eukaryota, Metazoa, Chordata, Actinopteri, Labriformes, Labridae. The record is from the annotation of a GenBank genome assembly.
CACUUGAAACUUGGGGAACAGGAGAAGAAGAAGAAGAAGAAGAAGAAGAAGAAGAAGAAGAAGAAGAAGAAGAAGAACAGGACAAAGAUAGAUGCAACACGACAGGCUAAACUAGCACUGUUACUAUGCAUCUGCUUUUCCAGACCUAAACAACUUAAACUGGACUUCACCAGAACCUUGUUCG